AAAACAAAACGUCCAUGUUUACCACAGACCUUAUUUUACUCAUAAGUUGAAAAACCCUAUUAUAAAAACACAUAGGAUAAAAUAUUAACUACAUCAGAUGUUUCAUAUAAGAAAAGCAAAGGAAUUCAUUCAUUCAUUCCACAUUUUCUUUUUCUCCCAAUUUGGAAUGCCCAAUUCCCACUACUUAGUAGGUCCUCGUGGUGGCGCGGUUACUCACCUCAAUCCGGAUGGUGGAGGACAAGUCUCAGUUGCCUCCGCUUCUGAGACCGUCAAUCCGUGCAUCUUAUCACGUGACUCGUUGUGCAUGACACCGCGGAGACUCACAGCAUGUGGAGGCUCAUGCUAUUCUCCACGAUCCACACACAACUUACCACACGCCCCAUUGAGAGCAAGAACCACUAAUCGCGACCACGAGGAGGUUACCCCAUGUGACUCUACCCUCCCUAGCAACCAGACCAAUUUGGUUGCUUAGGAGAUCUGGCUGGAGUCACUCAGCACGCCCUGGAUUCGAACUCGCGACUCCAGGGGUGAUAGUUAGCGUCAAUACUCGCUGAGAUACCCAGACCCCCCACAUUUGUAAUUUUUUUUGUCACCUUUGGUGGCAUUUUUGCCCUGAGCCACCAUUAAUUUCUGAGCUUUUGCCCAUCCCUAAUAUAUUUAAAUGCAUGAGACUUUGCUAGGAUUUGUGAGGAAUCAUAUAGAAGUCAAUGAUGAUUGAAAUGAUUUAUUUUCUUCUUCUCCAGACAACAGACAUCCUAUCUCAUAGAUUCACUACAGCUCUACAGGGACUCCCCUUGUACCUCAGGGACCGUGAAGAAACAUCAAACACCUGUCUGAUUCAGGCACAGAAGGUCCGAUUGGCCAGAACUCAGGGCCCGUAUUACAGCGGAUCUCUGCCCAACGUCAACCAGAUCGGCAGGACAGCAUCAGACCUGCAGGGCUCGUUCCAGUCUCCUUUGGACUCCAGUCGCUCCACACGGCAUCAUGGUCUGGUGGAGAGAGUUCACAGAGACAGACGCUUCAUCUCUCCCAGCAGGCCUUACAGGAGACAAAUAGACAGCACUCACAGCAGCUCUGUGUAUCUGUCCCCACCCCCUGACCCCAGCUGGAGAAGGAACUGGAACAGUAAUUUUCCCACGGACAAGAGCCAGAUAUUCCAUCAGCUGCCAACCACAGCGCUCAACAGAACUAACUCAGAUUCUGCGCUGCACACCAGUGUGAUGAAUUCAACCGCUGGAGACCCAUUCAGAUCGGGACACACACUCACUCCUCAGAACAGACGUGGGAUGUUCUCAUAUCCCGUCCCGCCCAUCGAGGAGAACAGCCCUGAUGACAAACGACUCCUCAAACCCUGGGACUCCAGAAAGUUUCCGCUGCUCUCUUCACGACCAAAGUCCUGUGAGGUGCCCGGAAUCACUGUAUUUCCCUCUCCUGACCAGCAGGGCGGCGCUCCUCACGGCUCAACAGUGUUGAAUACAGGCGGCUCGCUGCCGGAUCUGACCAGUCUGCACUUUCCAUCUCCGCUGCCUACCCCGCUGGACCCUGACGAGCCGGGAUACCCCCCUCUCAGCGGGGGCAACAGCACGGGGAACCUCACCUCCACCCUCAUCCAGCUGGGCAUCAACACAUCCAGCACCUUCCACUCACCAGGUCUCUUACCAUCUCAUCAGGGCACUCUGAGUAACCCCUCCCUCCAGUCGUCACUCAGCAACCCCAACAUCCAAUCAUCUCUCAGCAGUCACUCAUUCCCCAACUCUCUGAGCUCCGCCUCCCUGCACUCGUCUCUCAGCAACCCCUCCAUCCAGUCCUCGUUAAGCUCCUCCCCCUCUCUGAGGUCAUCGCUCAGCAACCAAUCGUUGCACUCCUCCCUCAGCAGCCAGUCCCUCCAAUCAGCAUCCAGUAAUGCCUGUUACAGCAGCUCGGGCUCGUUUUCUGUGCAGCCGCAGGUCAGUAUGUCCCCUCGCAGACGAGCGCAGCUGUCUCCUGUCAGUCUGACCCCAGACACGCGCAGACAUCACCCCAAACAGUUCUCGCCCACCAUCUCCUCCACUCUCACCUCCAUCACACAGGGUGUGGCUCUAGACACCAGUCAGUUACAGGUGGAUCAGAGGUUGUCUCAGUAUUCUUUCAGUCAGCCGCAGCAGAUUCAGAAAGGUCUUGCUCCUGCGCAGACAGGCAGCCACACGCACAUGCCCCAGCCCUCAUCACAGACUGCACAGCUGCACUUGCAGAACAUGCAGAACUUUCAGAUGCAGCUGAAAUGGCCAAGCCAGAACCAGAACCUCAUGAGCUAUGGGCCUGCAGAUGCGGAGCAGAACAAGCAGCCGCAGGACAUGCAGGUGCAGACGGGCGGCCCGACAGAGCAGCAGUCAGCGCAGACUCAACCCGAUACGCAGAACCAGUCCCUCCCUCCCCACCAGCAGAUCAGUCCAUCUUUUAGCAGUGAACUUGACUUUUAUAACGACGCCCUGUUUCUCAACUCCCUGUUGAAUGACCCGUACCUGAAUCUGCAGUUAACUGGCCGACACAACCAGAACCAACAGAUGAGUCUGGACUCUCAGGUGGAGGGUUUGAAUGAUGAUGGGGGUUCUGAUAACACAGUAAAAGGUCACAGCGGUUCCUAUCACUGCCAGCAGGGGACGUUAGAGCUGCUGGACUCCACAGAUCAACAGCUGCUCACUCAGAAUCAGUGUUCGAGUUACAGCGAUGGGCGACACACUGUACCCAAUGUAAUACUCACAGGUGAUUCUUCAUCAGGCCUGUCUAAGGAGAUCACUAACGCACUGUCGGGUGUCCCGGGCUUUGAGAUUGACCGGUUCUCUUCAGACGACCCGCUCCGGAUGGACCCGCUGGUGCUGGAGGGUCUGAGCAUGCUCACAGACGGAGACCUGAUGCUGGCCGACCCCGCGGUCGAGGACUCGUUCCGCUCAGACCACCUCAAAUGACAAGCGGGUCGUUUGUAAACGCGUUUGCUUUAUGACUGGGGUCAAUAAGAGCAGGACGGACUGAUGAACGUGACAGAAAUGAGGGCAUGCCACUUUUAGGUGUCUUAGCUGCAUGCUAGCUAAUGCACUGGUACACAUGCGCUUCUGCCCUUAAACUCUCUGUGCUUCUCUUAAGAUCCGUGUAUUAAACCCGCUACAGUUAUCACCGCGAACACAAGAUUGAGUUUAGAUGACACAGAAGGGCUAAACAUCAUCAGAUCAAACCAGUUUUAUGAAUUCAGAUCAAACACUUACAGUUCAAGUGUGUAACGGAUGAUCAGAUCAUUUCUGGUAUCUCAGUUGAAUGUUGAGAGUCUCUAAAAACAGUCGUCUGUUUGUUUGAGCGGCUCGACAUGUCAACUUCUGACUCAACCAAUGGAGUCAGUUUGGGGCGGGGACUACAUGUUUGUUUGUCAGGGGGCGGAGCACAAGUGUUUGGAAACGACCAUUUUUCAAUUUCGAUCUGUUCUGAAAUUCUGAAUGAAAGCUGCACAUGUUUGUUCUGUUGCUGCAUGUUUUGAAUGAUUGAAAUCGUGCAACUAAAUAACAAAUAUUUGUGCAUACGUGUGUAACGGCUCUUUCCAACGUCCGCUUGUGCCGCUAAUACUGUCAUGUGAUCAGAUUUACUGUGAUUUACUCGUCUGUAACCUCUUGUGCCUGCAUUUGCACGAUUAUUCUCCUGAGCAAGGCCAUAUUCAGAAGAACCCUUAUUUUUGUGUAACUAAAUAAUAUGUUGAAAAAAAGAGUUACUAUAGAUGUAUAUGUAUAUGAAAUGUAUAUGGUAAUAUAAAUGUAAGCUCUGGUUUUUCACCAGCACUUUUGUGUUUAUGGACGUGUUUGGGUGAAUCUCGUGAAAACUGUCAAGAACAGGUCCAGCUCAUAUUUCACUUCAAUAUAAAAGAAAGCAGGGAAUUAUAUUUGGCACACAAAAAAAGAAGGGAUAUUAUAUAUUCAGGAUAUACAUUUAUAAAGAAGGGAUAUCCUGUAUUUAAGAUCAUUACGUUUUUUGCAUUGUGACAUUUUCCCCACAAAUACCUAUAACUGAAAUAAUAUAAAUUAAUCAUUUAAAUGCUAUUUAUAUGCUGUGAGAGUUAACCCUCCUAUGGUAUUCAAAAAGGGCACCUUCCUUUGGUAUUCGCGGUCAUUUUUGACCGGAAGGAUCAGAUGUGUGACCCUUCUUUUUUUUUCCUUUUUUUUUUUUUUUUUUUUUGAUGAUGAUGAAAAUUAAACAAUUUUUCCUUCCCUGAAGAACAGUACAAUUAUGCAUUUCUUUUGAGGUUUUAUGCUUUUAUUUUGCUAUUUUUAUUUUUUUAAUUUUACCAUUCAUUUGCAUAUUCAAAUAAGCACAUUUUUGGAAAGAAAAAUUACAAAUUCAGAACCUACGCUUCUGUAAGUUGAGACAUAAAGAAAAUGUGAGAACGUGACAUAAAUUGGAGGCAGAUUGCUGCCAUCUGGUGAACAAAAUAUGAAUUACAUGACUUGAAAUCAAUGUCACGCCAUUAAAGAGCAUCUAUUAUAGUUUUUCAAAUAUGACCUUUCAUGUAGUGUGUUAUAUAGCUGUUUGUGAAUGUAACAAAGUCUGCAAAGUUUCAAAAAUCAAAGUGCACGACAAAUGGAGUUAUUGACUCCCAAAAGAAAGAACCGAUUCUGAACACCUGAAACGAGUCGUUAGUGAUUCCAGACUUACUUCCUGUACUAACCUACAUAAUUUUGACCCGCCCUCAAACACUACACUAAGCGGUAGACCAAUCACAACAGACUGGGACAUCUGACCAAUCAGAGCAGAGUAUGCUCUCUGAAAGGAGGAGUUUAGAAUGAAUCCUUUAGAACGGAUCAUUGAACGAGUCGUUUGAGACACUGGGGAAAAAAGGUAACGCUGCAAUUUAAAUUAUGAGCAAAUUAAAGUGUUUUUUGACCUUGGAUGCAUGUAAAUCUAUUGUAUGAGACCUUUAAAACAAAAUUAGGCACGUUUGAAAACCAUAAUAGAUGCUCUUUAUCAGCCAGUAGAUGACUGUAGCCACAUACUGUUUAGUCUGAUAACCUAAUUUCAUAUAUGAUCACAAGAUAUGCAUUUGGAUAUAUAUUUAGACAUUAUCAAACUAUUAUUUGUCAAAGUUUAGCAUUUUAGAAUUGAUCUGAAGUUUUUGCAGUUGUCAUUAUGUUUGCAAUCAAACCUGACCAUGGUGUUACAAAGACACAGAAUAAAAAUUUUUCUACCAAUAAUUUAUUUCAAACAUAAAAGUUGAAUAAUUCAAAGUAAAUGCAUAAUAAUGUCAAAGAAAUGAACAUCAUGAAACAGAAAGUGCUUAAUUUCAUGAAAAUAAUGUCAACAAAUCUUAAUGGUCUUAAAAUGGGCUUCAUUGUCUUACAAAUAUACAACAUUAUUUCUAUUUCUUUUAUUUUGGGGUGAAAUAUGACAUGUCUGAGUACAUAAAACAUCUGUGUUGUCGGUAGUGAAUCAAAAAAUAUCAACUGUUCCAUAAAUGGACGCAAGCCAAGAUAGUGAUCUUUAUUUCUGCUCACAUGUGUUUAUAAAUUGCCUUAUCCAGUUCAUGUAAUGCUGCAUUUGUCUUCAGCGUUGGAGUGCUGUGUGUAUUUCUUAGCGGUUUAUUGUGUUUCAGCACUAUCUGUGAUAUAUCAGCUGUGACGGCGCUUUUGUGUAUUUUGCUUUGUGAUGGUUAAACUCUGUUGAGCUGCGGCGAGAGAUUCCUACAGAUGUUGUUAAAGGGACAGUUCACCCAAAAAUGAAAAUUCUCUCAUCAUUUACUCACCCUCAUGUCAUCUCAGAUGUGUGUGACUUACUUUCUUCUGCUGAACAUAAAUGAAGAUUUUUAGAAGAAUAUUUC
Messenger RNA from Myxocyprinus asiaticus (Chinese sucker), 5830 nucleotides. Its product is annotated as CREB-regulated transcription coactivator 2-like. Gene Ontology annotation, biological process: protein homotetramerization; positive regulation of transcription by RNA polymerase II. Bases 708 to 2945 code for a protein of 745 amino acids. The record is from RefSeq and is a predicted model, not a curated record. NCBI's taxonomy places the organism in Eukaryota, Metazoa, Chordata, Actinopteri, Cypriniformes, Catostomidae. Gene Ontology annotation, cellular component: cytoplasm; nucleus. The transcript has 14 exons. Gene Ontology annotation, molecular function: cAMP response element binding protein binding.